UGUUGGAUCAGAAGCCAGUGAGGAAACUUGUGGAGGAGAAGCGGCGAUAAUCCGUUUGAGGAUGUAGGCACCGGUAUGAAGGAACAUGGGGCUGUAUCAGAGGUGGCAGCGGCUCCGGCUCCAAGGUUUACAGGCUUACGGGCUACACACGGCAGUUGUGUCGACCCCUCCGCACUGGUUGGCAGAGCGGCUUGGCCUUUUUGAGGAGCUAUGGGCUGCUCAGCUAAAGAGAUUAGCAAGCAUGGCACAGAAGGAACCUCGGACUAUUAAGAUAUCACUUCCUGGAGGCCAGAAAGUUGAUGCUGUGGCAUGGAACACAACCCCCUACCAACUAGCCCGGCAGAUCAGGUAACAGGCCCAUCCUGUAACUACCAGGAUUAUCCUUCCGCCCCUUUACUUUCUCUGCACUUGAGCAGGGGAAGAAGGCUUG
Messenger RNA from Sapajus apella (tufted capuchin), 430 nucleotides. RefSeq names its product threonine--tRNA ligase, mitochondrial-like. Lineage: Eukaryota; Metazoa; Chordata; Mammalia; Primates; Cebidae. The record is from RefSeq and is a predicted model, not a curated record. The transcript is spliced from 2 exons. Bases 86 to 352 code for a protein of 88 amino acids.